AUGGGUAUAAAAGGUUUAUGGACCGUAAUGGCUCCUUAUUGUGAAAAAAUGUCUUUACACGAAAUUCAGGGUGAAACAGUUGCCAUAGAUUUAUCAGGAUGGGUUUGUGACAGUCAAAAUGUUACUGAAUAUCAUAUACAACCAAAGUUGUAUCUUAGAAACUUGUUUUUUAGGACGGUAUAUCUUCUAUUGGCUGAUAUAAAACCAAUAUUUGUGCUUGAAGGUGAUGCACCCGAGUUGAAAAGAGAUGUCAUGGCUGCCCGAAAUGCUGUGCAGUUUAGAGGUGCUCCACAACACACUGGCAUAAGAUCAAACAAACCUGAUGUGGCACGCAGCAGAUUUAGAAAUGUGCUAAGGGAGUGUGAAUCUCUUUUGAAGUGUAUGGGAGUUCAGUGUGUAAAAGGAAGAGGUGAAGCUGAAGCUACAUGUGCUAUGUUAAAUGCUCAAGGUGUGGUAAAUGCAGUUGUAUCCCAAGAUUCAGACUGUUUUGCUUAUGGGGCUCGCCGUGUGUAUCGCAACUUCAGUGUUUCGAAUUCAGCUGGAGGUGGUGCAAUGCAAGGCUCCAUUGAAUGUUAUGAUGCUGAUUUAAUGUUUCAAAGUAAUGGAUUUGGUCGCAAGAAAAUGGUGGCCCUCGCUCUUCUUUGCGGAUGCGACUAUGGCGUCGGAGCUUGUGGUUCCUCAAUAAAAAAUGCCGUAUCUUUUCUACAUACGGUGCCUGAAGAACAAAUUAUACACAGGCUAUUGUCAUGGGUAACCGAUACCAAGCGGUACGAGGAACAAAGCCGGUGGGCGUUUUUGCCGGGAAGAUGCGACCGUUGUGGCCACGUGGGACGGACGCACGCAAAGAACGGCUGUCCCGUCUGCGCUACGCACCGUAAUUGCGAUGACAAUGGACAUAAGGCGAAAGUAGCAGAAGUAAAACGAGAGUUGUCUCUACGUACGAGAGCGAUAUCUUGUGGAAGGCCAUUCCCAGAGCCGAAAGUGAUAAAUGAGUUUUUGAACGCCAGUGAUGAUUACAUCGAUUUAGACACAUUGAAGAAACCAGUCCCAAGUUUAAUAGAAUUUGUGAAGUUGAUGUCGCGUAAAUUAGAUUGGAGCGAGCGGUAUUGCGUGGAAAAGUUCUUACCAAUACUCACAAAAUGGCACUUACAGAAUGAUGUCCCUAAUAGAAAAAUUAGACCAAAAGCUAUUAAGAAGAAAAGGAAUCCUAGAGGCAUUCCUAGUUAUGAAGUGAUAUGGCAUGACAUAAGUGGAGAAUUUGAAGGCCUUAUUCCAGAUGAUCAAUUGGAAGAUGGCGAAGAUUUAACAAACGUUUGGAUAUCAACAGAACGUCAAGACUUAAUGCGAAAAUAUUAUCCAGACGUUGUAGAGUCGUACGAGGAAUCUAUAAAAAAACCAGUCAAAAGUAAGAAAACAAGGGAGAAAAAGAAUAAAGAGAAUCAAGAUCCGAAUAAACCAAAAAGGAAAUACAAUAGAAAGAAAAAUAAAGUUGAUGUUUUGGAGGCACUAAACAAUACAUUAAGAAGAUUAAGCCUAGACGUCACAGAACUUAAUUGUAGUAAAGCACGUGUUAGUGUUUGUGUAAAUGAAUUAAAAAGAAAGUUAAGAAAUAACACAAAGAAGAAAAAUACAAUGGAAAGUUAUGUUGUAAGUAAAAAACGAAAGUGUAAUGUAAGCAAACUUAUACAAAGCAAUUCGACUUAUGACAACAAAAAUAAGUAUGAGGAAUUGCGCAGACAACAAAAUGUCGUUGAUAAAUUAGAAACAAAAGGACUUGCAGAUGCUUCAAGCUUUUUCAAUGCAAGUAAAGAAGAUAUUAAUGACAGCGAUCUGUCAGAUAUUGUUGAACAGAUAGUAACAAGAGCUCCCGUUAUUAAAACGGCAACAGUCAACAGUAAUUUAGUCAAAUUAGUUUUUGAGAAUAAAAAGGUACAAAGGAAAUCCGUUAUCGAAAAGAACUUCAUUAAAAAUAAUUGUUCAACACCUAAAAGCAGUCCUGUACGAAAGAGCAAUUACAAUGUAAAUAUAUCAAAAUGUUCAUCCACGUCUAAAAUAAAUACAAGUUACUUCUUCGAUAAACUGACAGAUGAUCGUGAUGCAUUCGAAAUGUCAAUUGAUUAUAAAUCAAGUAGUGGUGUUGUAAAUAUAGAUAAUGACGUAACAGUUGAAUACAGCUUACCCGAUGUUUAUUUAUAA
Molecule: messenger RNA, 2196 nt
Organism: Parnassius mnemosyne (clouded apollo)
Lineage: Eukaryota; Metazoa; Arthropoda; Insecta; Lepidoptera; Papilionidae
Source: the annotation of a GenBank genome assembly